Aplysia californica (California sea hare) is the source of this 421-nucleotide messenger RNA. Its product is annotated as RNA polymerase II-associated protein 1. Lineage: Eukaryota; Metazoa; Mollusca; Gastropoda; Aplysiida; Aplysiidae. Gene Ontology annotation, cellular component: nucleus. Gene Ontology annotation, biological process: transcription by RNA polymerase II. The record is from RefSeq and is a predicted model, not a curated record.
GCUCUGGUGAGUCGCAUGGAGCUGCUGUCCCGACUGCGCUAUGUGCUGACCUCUGUCAGGCCCCAGGCGGUCACCGUGACCAACGUGCUCAACAUCCUGUCCCGCGCCGCUCAGCACUCGCUCAGCACAGCCUACCAGACCCCCAGUCGCGGGUGUCGUGUGUGUACGGCCUGCCAGUCGCGGCGGCGCUCAGACUGGUGUGCUCUCUGUGCCAGGCCGGGCGGAACAUUGCAGCCUCGCUGGUCUGUAAAUACCAGCUGCACAUGAGACUACUGCGCUAUCUGGCAGUACCGUACAGAGACCUCCAUCUCCCGCCACAAGAGGCCGUCAGUGUACAGGUACAGGCUCUGGCCUUGUGGAGGGUGACGGCUGCCUAUGGCCUGGCCACGGACACUUUCUUUGACCUAUAUCCCACCCUCCU